Gaeumannomyces tritici R3-111a-1 is the source of this 3233-nucleotide messenger RNA. RefSeq lists its product as hypothetical. The transcript has 4 exons. The record is from RefSeq and is a predicted model, not a curated record. NCBI's taxonomy places the organism in Eukaryota, Fungi, Ascomycota, Sordariomycetes, Magnaporthales, Magnaporthaceae. Bases 10 to 3003 code for a protein of 997 amino acids.
CCCUGUCUCAUGCUCCGAGACGGACGAGAUCCUCAGCCUGAGCGAUUCGCGAUCGCCGUCCAUAUCAGCAUGCCUAACGUCCAAGUCAGGCAGAGGCGCCCAUCCGCGACAGGGCCGCGGCUGCAUGUGCCCGACUGGUGGAAUAGAGAUCCGUACAGCCACGGGCCACAGCAAUCCCGACACCUGGUGCCCAGCAACGCCGGGCUGCCUGGCCCCAGCGGGCGGCAUUCCUAUUCAGCGGGCGCCCCUCCAGAGAAUAAUGCCAGAUCCCGUCCCCAUUCGUGGCGGGAUGACGAAAAUGAUAGCUAUAAUGACGAUGCUUCCGAGUCUGACGACUACUAUUCGCGAAGCGCAGAUUCCGGUUUCCUCAACGACGGCGAUGUCAUAGUCCCAAGCUACGACAAUGCCGGAUUCCAUUCCAAAUGCGACCCCGAUGAACCAGCCAACGUGGCCAUCAACCUCGAGCUUCAUAUCACUGCGAACAUCGACCACGAGUUGGACACCUUCGAACGAUUGAGGCGUACUGGUGACGUGAGGGCAGCUCACGAGUUCUUUCGUUGCAGUCUCGAGGCCUACACGUCUGACGACCUGUAUGUCUCCGUCAAGUACGCCGAGUUUUUGCUCGACGUUGGCGACUAUAAAGCGAUUACGGCGCUCCCGGAACCCAAGGAAUAUAUUUCCGAUCCCGGAUUCACGAAAGCUGCAUCUUACGGGGCUUGGACACGCCUCUUGCUCAGCUUCCGUUGGAAGCUCACAACGGGCUUCGCGAAAAGCAUCACCGGCGGGCGCAGUAGCGCAUACGGUGAUGCAAUAGAAAUGCUAGACGGAUUUACUUUCCACACACCCCCGCAACAUUUCGAGCUCCAACUAAUGGUCUUGGUUCUCCGGGUUUUGCGGUUGGGCUACCAAGGGCUUCAUCCCGACUUGCAGUCGAGGCUUGUGGGUUGGAUCCAGUGGGGUAGUAUCGUGGACAAUCUCAUGGAUGAUGGUCGCGUUUGGGAUCUUUGCGAUUUCGUCGCAGCGACGCAUUGGCUCCUGCCGGCCAUGCCAUGGCUCAGCCACAAGGGAGUUCAGCCCUUCGAUCCCGGCUCGCUGAGCUCCCGCCCACAGAACUCCGAGGCCGCCAUCCUCGCGAGCUUGAAUCUGGCGGUAGAGUCGUGCCUCAACCCGCCGAUCACCGUUUUGAAUGGCGUUUUGACUGUGACGCAUAAACAUCGCCCCUUGGCGGCGUCUUUAGCGCGGCGCAUCAUGGAAGACUACCCGGAAGCCGUGAGAAGUCGAGCGUAUCUACGAUGGCUUCUUUACGAGGCGGCAGCUGAAGGUUGUGAGACCGACCCAGAAGUCCGAAGAGUGCCCUACACAUGCACAGUCAACCCGGCGUACUUGAACUAUCCAGGGACGACAUACUCCUUUGGAUCAGGUUUUAUCUUGCUGCCAGUCUAUUCACCGGCUGGAACAGAAGUUCCACUCUGGGAGCCGCUGCCGAUAACGCAAGCAGGGUACAGAGCGGCGUUGUUGGUGCUCGAGACGGCCAAGGGGAUGGGCGAUGUUCCAACUCAGAUCCUCGCUUACAAAUUGCUGGCCCUGCGAGAUCCAGACCCCAGCCUGAUUCUAUGGGCAAUCUGUGACCUCCAGUCACAGCAAGGCGACUGGUAUGACCAGCUAGAGACACUCGCCUGCCAAUACAUUGGCUGCAACGACAAGGGCUCGAGGAGGAAGCUCCUCGACCAGCUGACGGCGCUACAAGAGAGGGUGGGCCCAAUGUCAGAAAUUGCGCGCGGCAGAUUAGACGUCGUCAACGCUAUAGUGUCGUCUCUCCAAUACGCCUUGGGCGUCCCCAACCAGCCUACUCCCUGGAACCCAACACCAUGGAAUCCCAGCGUCUAUCAACACCCCGUAGCUGUGCGGCCCCCUACGGUACGCGAUGCUCCUGGCUUUGGGUACUCGCGUUUGCGGCACGUAUCCGCGGCACGAGAGAGGUCACCACACAUGGUACCUGACUACCGGAAGGAUUAUCAGCCUGCACCGCCACCGGGCCGCUGGCCCGCCCAUAUUGAAAGCAUCCGUAAAUGGGAGCGGCCAAGCGCGCCCACACCUCCCGAAACCCAGGAGGCCGUCGAUGCCACCAGAGAAGAAGCUGCGAAUGCGUGGGGUGUGUCAAGGGGUACUAAGCCAUCAUAUACAAGCCGGAAAAUAGGAAAACAGCGAGAAGAGCAACCAAGCGCUGAUGACGGACGGCGGUACUCGCCAGUCCCGCUGCCUUCAGACCUGUCGAUGGUAUCUGUUGCCGCUUGUGCUAGCGAGGCGAAUGCUACAGACGGGAGCCCAACCGGCGGCCGCCAAGACAGGCCUCAUGGCCCGGAUGACGGAGCACCUGUGAUGGAUGAAUCAGCGGCGCGGCGCCAUGAAGGAGAACCCCGCCCAGGCGGGAGCAGCAGCCGUCACCGGACAGCAGGGGCUGCGCCUCCUGCUAGCCCUGGGGAUGCUCUUCGCCGCCGAGGCGACCUCCUGGCGCCGCCGGCUGGGGGGCUCAACAGGCCGCCGCGGCCGUCGUCAGUGACGAAUGACGAAUGGCUGGCGGGCAUUUACCGCUGGAGGGCCGGGGAGCGCGCGAAGGGGAAAGCUCCAGCCAGCGACGAUGAGGACAGUGGUAUGUUCGAUAGGCGAAGGGUGUCCUUUGUCGAGGUCGUGGAUGCCGACGAGGACGACGUCGGCCAGGUGGUCGAUGCCGCAGAAACAGCUGCCGCAGGGGCUGCCUCUUCUACGAACCCAGGAGAUGAUCUUCGCCGCCGAGCCGAAGUCUUGGAGCCUCCAGCCUGUGAUUCCAAGAGGCCGCCGCGCCCGUCGUCAACGACAAACGACGAAGUCCUGGCGGGCAUUGACCGUAGGAGGGUCGAGGAGCUUGACCACCAAAGCAGACAACUUACCGCGAUGGUCAAGUACCAACCGCCGCAGACUUACCAGGCACCACAUGUUUCUGACGAGAGGCCGCCCUGUCUUUGACGAGGGACUGCGCAAACAGAAGGGAUGUAGGCAAAGAUACAUGCAACUGCCAAAGCAUGCUUCUAGAUAUAUGGAAAGCCCUGCGCCGUGCCCAGUCCCAGCCCCCUGCAAUCACCCCUGUGUAGCGCCCUGCCUCUUAUAUAAGGCGAAACUGCUCAAACUCCUCCUUCUUCACAUCCUUGUCUCCGCUCAUCUUGGCUGUAAUGAUUUCGCCAUCCAUGAUGCCGUGC